AUGGCAGCACCUAUAUACGCACCGUACCAUGCGCACAUAUACGCGACAAGCAGUACAAACCAGGACGGGCGUCAGUUAACUGCAGGCUCGCGACUCCUUGAAGAUCCUGUAGGGAUCGGCCUAUCGGAAGGUCUCUGCCUGCAGAAGCCAGUCUACACAAAAAGGCGGUGGCAAACAUCAAUGACUCGAGUGAGAUUCGACCCCACGAUCCCAGUGUUUGAGCGGCCAGGACCCACACCUCAGACAGCGCAGAGACUACGAUCAGUUGAAUGGACAGUAACCUUCCACACUGAAGAAAAAGGUACAUUCCAUGGGGUUUAGUGCCAUACUGCAGAUUAAGACAUAUGGACCACGAAUUAAAACAGCCUUGAUGACAACAGAAGUCAAAAGGUUAGGUCAGCUAUUACACGUGUGUAGCCUGGCAGGCGCCACAUAAAUAAGGAGGAUUAAAAUAACCAAGGACCACUCCUUUCCAUACCCUUCCCUGCUCAUGUAUAUAGUUCGCAAUAUAUUUCGACUCUUCCUGUC
Molecule: messenger RNA, 528 nt
Organism: Zootermopsis nevadensis
Lineage: Eukaryota; Metazoa; Arthropoda; Insecta; Blattodea; Termopsidae
Source: RefSeq, a predicted model, not a curated record